CUUAUACUAUUGGCGGUAGCUUCCACACACACUCACUCUCUCUAGCUAUCAAUCAAUAUAUACAUUUUUCUAGCGUUUUAUCUGCUACAAACUCCCCCAGCCACGUAGAGAAGAGAGAUCAAAGAACGAAAAUAACAAUGAGAAAACCUUGUUGUGACAAAGAAAACAUCAACAAAGGUGCUUGGUCGAAGCAAGAAGAUCAAAAGCUCAUCGAUCACAUUCGAGUUCAUGGUGAAGGCAGUUGGCGCUCCAUUCCAAAAGCUGCUGGGCUGUAUCGUUGUGGCAAAAGUUGUAGGCUAAGAUGGUUAAACUACUUGCGGCCAGACAUCAAACGGGGAAUCUUUGCCCAAGAUGAAGAAGACCUCAUCAUCAAGCUCCAUGCCCUUCUUGGCAACCGGUGGUCACUCAUAGCUGGAAGGUUGCCUGGACGUACAGACAAUGAGGUGAAGAAUUAUUGGAAUUCUCACAUCCGAAGGAAGCUAAUAAAGAUGGGAAUUGAUCCAAAUAACCACAAGCUACAUCAAAGCCUUCAUCGAUCUCAUGUCCACCCACUUUCUGUUGCGGAUGCAUCAUCAUCAGAGUCCAUGAACAAAGAGCAAAAAAUCCCUUGCUUCAAAUCCUGUGGUACCUCUAUUGAUCAAAUUUCCAGAAAUAGUUGUCUUGAAGAAGAAAAAGCAAUCAUUUCUUCAUCUCCUUUGAAUCUUGACCUAACCAUUGCUUUACCUUCGCCUAACAGGCUUCCUAUUGUUGAAGACAAGCUCACGCCAAAUUCUAAAUCCAAGACCUUGGACAUAGAUAUAGAUCUUAAUUGUUAAAUACUUCUUGGUAGUGUUCCCUUUGGAUAUAUAUCAUAACUUAAUAUAUAAUCCAAAUAAGGAAUAACAAGUAGGGUUUUUCUGUAGAAUGUUAGUAUUUCUUACUACUUUCGUGAUCAAAUAUUCAAAUUUGUGCCGUGCACCCACUAGAGAGAUUAGUUUUCCCAAUAUCUCAAAUGGAUAUAUAUAGAUGUCUCAUUAAUUUAUUUCAUGCA
Lotus japonicus is the source of this 1030-nucleotide messenger RNA. RefSeq names its product transcription factor MYB3-like. Bases 138 to 815 code for a protein of 225 amino acids. Lineage: Eukaryota; Viridiplantae; Streptophyta; Magnoliopsida; Fabales; Fabaceae. The transcript has 3 exons. The record is from RefSeq and is a predicted model, not a curated record.